Molecule: messenger RNA, 725 nt
Organism: Ipomoea triloba (trilobed morning glory)
Lineage: Eukaryota; Viridiplantae; Streptophyta; Magnoliopsida; Solanales; Convolvulaceae
Product: probable NAD(P)H dehydrogenase subunit CRR3, chloroplastic
Exons: 3
Coding region: 2-610 (202 amino acids)
Biological process (GO): photosynthetic electron transport in photosystem I
Cellular component (GO): NAD(P)H dehydrogenase complex (plastoquinone); chloroplast thylakoid membrane
Source: RefSeq, a predicted model, not a curated record
GAUGUCACCACUUAGGCUCUUAUCCAAAAACCAGCCAACCAACCAACAAGUAUCUUCCUCCCAUUUCAUUUGCAGAAGAGGGGGUAAUCAAGCUGCUACAUAUUCAACAAUGGCUGUCAAGUGUUUCUCCAUUUCCAACACUCAAAUUCUAGCCUCUGCUGGCCACAACAACAGCAGCAGCAGCACUUCACAUUCCAUUCCCAAGACCUCUCCCUCACUCCCCAAAUUCAACACUACUCCCACCUCUUCCCAAUCCACUUCUCCCCAGAAACUAAAACACCCCAAGAAAAAGCACAAGAACCCAACCCAACCCUCCAUUGCAGAGAUCGAAAGAGCCAUCGGCGCCGGUGUUUUCCGCGAUCCUGCCAUUUAUAAGAGGGUGGAGUCAGGCUCUGAUAUUGGAGGUGAAUGGCCUGUGGAAAAGAAGUUGCGUGAGGUCGGGGAAUGGCUGCUAGCCGCCACUGAAACGUCGCCCGACACCUCUUCUCGAAAUAUACUGAAGACUGUGUUCUUGUGGAUUCUACCAAUGUGGGUUUUAGCAUUCCUUGUAGCUGCCAGGAUUAUACAGCUGCCCUUCACCUCUCCAUUUCUUGAUGAUCUGCUUUUAUAGCAUCUUUGUUCUUCAAUAUUUCUAAAUUAUGAACAUAAUUGAGGUAGAAUACACAUACAGAAUUAUAUGUAAUAAGAAUAUAAGAUCAAAUAAUAUCUUAUUACUUACAAUCAAA